AUUGUUUAAUGGAUUUUGCUAAGAAAAUAUUAGGUAAAUACGGCUGGAAAGAGGGCGAUGGUUUGGGAAAGCAUAAUAAUGGAAUUGCGGCUCCACUGAAAGCCAGCUUAAAAUUUGACAAUGCGGGCCUGGGCGUUGAUCGUGCCACAGAAUUCAAUGAUCACUGGUGGGAGCGCUGCUUCAACGAGGCGGCAUCCAACGUGACCGUGCAAGUGGAGCAGAAUGGCCAUGUGAGUACAGCACGCAAAGCUGGCGUAGAUGCGGUGGAAAUCUCUACCAAGGGGUAUUCAGCACGUAAACUGAAAAGGGCCAAGGAGCAUCAAAGCAAGUCAGAUGGUGGCGCCGUUUAUGAGCACUUUCUCAAAUCUGCCAUGCUAACCCAAGACGGUGGCGAAGUGGCCAACGCAGAACGCAUUAAAACGGAAGACAUUGCUGUUACCAAAGUUCAUGUGCUGACAGAUGAGGAGCUAUUCCAGGCGUGCGGCGGACGCACAGCACACAAGGGAGCGCGCCACGGACUCAAAUUGAGCGGCAAACUGGCGCGCUUGGAGCAACAGGAGCGCGAGAUGCUUGCCAAGCUGCAGGGUAAAAAGAGUGCACUUCAAGAGGCUGCCUCUGCAGAGGCCGAUGAAUCAAUCAAAAUUAAAAAGAAGAAGCGUAAGAAGGACAAAGGUGUGGCAUACGAUGACGCGGCGCCUGAGAAUGUUCCUGUUAAAGUUCAGAGUGAGAUGGAACCACAAGAGCACGAGAUGCUGGCCAAGCUACGGGGCGAGCCGAGUUCACCUAAAAAGUCUGCUUCUGAAGACGUUGACAAAACAAUCAAAAUUAAAAAGAAGCGAAAGAAGGACAAAUGCCUGGAUUCGGAUGAAGUGGCGUCUGAGAAUGUCAAGCAACGAUUGGAUACUGAACUGGAGCUGGGGCCACCAGCAAAGUCCAAGAAGCGCCAGUCGGAAAUUGCCAGCGCUGAAAUCGAGCCGCCUGCCAAGCCGAAAAAAAAGAAAAGGAAGCACAAGCAAGUGGAAUAGCGUAAAUAGCCUUAGCUUUUAUGU
Messenger RNA from Drosophila novamexicana, 1049 nucleotides. RefSeq names its product G patch domain-containing protein 4. Gene Ontology annotation, cellular component: nucleolus. Gene Ontology annotation, biological process: regulation of ribosome biogenesis. Gene Ontology annotation, molecular function: nucleic acid binding. Bases 9 to 1025 code for a protein of 338 amino acids. The record is from RefSeq and is a predicted model, not a curated record. The transcript has a single exon. NCBI's taxonomy places the organism in Eukaryota, Metazoa, Arthropoda, Insecta, Diptera, Drosophilidae.